UCACUAUUCUCUCUUUUUUCAUUGGACAAAAAAUUAAAACUCUUUCUCUCGUCUAGUCUCUUCCCUAACCUACAAACAAACUCACCAUUCCCUUCCUCUCUCUCACUUGUCCCCAUCAAAAGCUAAAACUCUUCUUGUGUUGUCACACUUUACUAUUCUACUUCUCUCCUCCUUUCUUCACCUGUGAUGAUUUCAUAUUAAUUGAUUCACUCACUCAACAUUACCUGAAAAGCUUAACUUUAUUAGAGAUAGAGAGAGAGAAAUAGUUUGUUUUUGAAGUUUUUUCAGCUGAGAAAGGACAAUCAUGGAGGAGGUUGAAGCCACCGCCGUUUCUCAACAUCCACCCCGUCGUGUUCUUCUUAUAUCAGCCGGUGCAAGCCAUUCCGUUGCUCUUCUCUCUGGAAAUGUUGUUUGCUCGUGGGGUAGGGGAGAGGAUGGACAAUUGGGUCAUGGUGAUACCGUUGAUAGACUUUUGCCUACUCAACUCAGUGCAUUGGAUGCUCAACAAAUUGUCUCUGUUGUGUGUGGAGCUGAUCACACCAUUGCUUAUUCUGAGUCACGCGUUGAAGUAUAUAGUUGGGGAUGGGGUGACUUUGGACGGUUGGGUCAUGGUAAUUCUAGUGAUUUGUUCAUUCCUCAGCCUAUUAGAGCAUUACAAGGACUGAGGAUAAGGCAAAUUGCUUGCGGGGAUAGCCACUGUUUGGCAGUUACCAUGGAAGGCGAGGUUCAGAGUUGGGGGAGGAAUCAAAAUGGUCAACUUGGACUUGGAACCACAGAGGACUCACUUGUGCCACAAAAGAUUCAAAAGUUUCAGGGAAUACCUAUCAAAAUGGUUGCUGCUGGUGCUGAACAUAGUGUAGCCAUCACUGAAAAUGGAGAGCUGUACGGAUGGGGCUGGGGCCGAUACGGAAACUUGGGAUUGGGAGAUAGAAAUGAUCGUUGUAUUCCGGAGAAAGUUUCUGUUGAUUUGCAGUGUGACAAGAUGGUCAUGGUUGCUUGUGGCUGGCGGCAUACAAUAUCUGUUUCAUCUUCUGGUGGUCUAUACACAUAUGGAUGGAGCAAAUACGGCCAACUAGGACAUGGAGAUAACGAGGAUUAUCUUGUGCCUCACAAGCUUCAAGCCUUGAGUGAUAAACUAAUUUCUCAGGUAGCAGGUGGUUGGAGGCAUACUAUGGCACUCACGACUGGUGGACUACUUUAUGGAUGGGGCUGGAAUAAGUUUGGACAGGUUGGAGUCGGUGACAAUGUUGAUCGCAACUCUCCUGCGCAAGUGAAGUUUCCCCAUGAUCAGAAAAUUGUUCAGAUCUCAUGUGGGUGGAGACACACAAUUGCUGUUACUGAAAGAAACAAUGUAUAUUCUUGGGGAAGAGGCACAAAUGGGCAACUUGGAAUUGGGGAUACCAUUGACUGGAAUUCUCCAAAGAUUAUUGAGGCUUUGAGUGUUGAUGGAUCUUGUGGGCAGCACAUAGAAUCCUCAAACACAGAUCAAUUAUCAGGAAAAACCUUCGCCUCCUUAGCUGAGAGAUAUGCAGUUGUACCAGAUGAAGCUGCGUCGGUGCAGACUGCUAAUAUAAACAAUGUAGAUAGGCUCGACCUUAGUGUCCCCGAAAGUGAUGUCAAACGGAUCCGAGUUUGAUAUACUAAAAUAUCUCCAUUUUACAAGAACGGUGCAUCUGAUCUGAUCAAUGUUAUGCCUCAUCAGUCCAUGAGGAUCAGUUUCCACUUCAUUUUGGUUGUUAACAUGAUUAUUGUAAAGUAAAUAUAUAGCCCUUAUUAUGAGAAAUAUUGCAUGUGAAAUCACUCUUCUAUAUAUAUAUAUAGUAUUAUCAAUUAGCAAGAACACAUUUAUGACA
Cicer arietinum (chickpea) is the source of this 1853-nucleotide messenger RNA. RefSeq names its product ultraviolet-B receptor UVR8. The record is from RefSeq and is a predicted model, not a curated record. Lineage: Eukaryota; Viridiplantae; Streptophyta; Magnoliopsida; Fabales; Fabaceae.